AUGCUCUCUGUUCUUACCGUGUUGGCCAGUUUGGCAUCUGCCCACUUCAACCUUAAUGUUCCAGGUUCCAGAGGUCCAAAUCAUCCCACUCAAGGAUACGCUCCAUGUGGUGGUUUGAAUGACACAGUCCUUCCAAGAAUUGAGUUUUCUACUAGUGGUUCUUCCUUAGGUUUCAACCAAACCCACAACACUUCCAUCACGCAAAUUAACUUUUGUUCAGGUGAAAGCUGUAGAACCCUCCAAGACUUUGAUACCGUGGUAUACGAUGUCUUUGAACAAACAGGUGCUGGUGAAUUCUGUCUUCCAAAAUUAAUGAUCCCAGGUGAUGCUGGUACUAAUGGUACCAUCCAAGUAGUUACCACUUCAGGCGAAGGCUAUUUAUACAACUGUGUGGAUAUCACUUUAGUUGAUAAGAUCCUCCCAUCCAACUCUACUUGUGUCAACAGUACUAAUAUUGAAAUUGCAAGAUAUUUCAUUGAUUCCGAAUUCUUGGUCAACCAAACCAAUUACACCGGUGGCCAUCAUGGACACAGCAGUUCUAAUUCUUCCUCUUCUGCUGCAUCUGGUAGUGUUGUUAUCUCCUCAUACUUGACUACAAUGGAACAUGGUGGAAUUCAAACCACGAUGUACAUGCCAACAACUGUUAUUGUUGGUGGUGAUUCCUCUGCUUCUGGAUCUGCUUCUGCUUCUGGAUCUGCCUCUGCUUCUGGAUCUGCUUCUGCUUCAGACUCAUCUUCCUCCUCAAAAGCUAUUGCUGCUUCAUCUUCAUUGAUGGCCAGUCCAUUUAUUGCCUUCAUUACAUUGCUUGUUGGUCUCUUUGCCUGA
This is a messenger RNA of Lizanozyma spartinae, 825 nucleotides long. Its product is annotated as copper acquisition factor BIM1-like domain-containing protein. NCBI's taxonomy places the organism in Eukaryota, Fungi, Ascomycota, Pichiomycetes, Serinales, Debaryomycetaceae. Bases 1 to 825 code for a protein of 274 amino acids. The transcript has 2 exons. The record is from RefSeq and is a predicted model, not a curated record.